AUGGAGAUGACAAAUCAGACUAAAGUGACCUUCUUCAUUAUUAAGGGGAUAUCGGAUGUCCCUGCGCUCCAGGCUCCCAUCUUCCUACUGGUUCUUCUGAUUUACCUCCUCAGUCUUGGAGGUAACAUGGCCAUUCUCCUGCUCGUCUGCCUGGACCAUCACUUGCACACUCCCAUGUACUUCUUCCUGUGCAACCUCUCCAUUAUGGACAUGUCAUCUAUCACGGUCACCGUACAUAAGAUAUUUGCUAUCUUUAUAUCUGGGCAGAGGACGGUUUCUUUUCUUAACUGCAUGGUACAGUUUUAUAUAUUUUCGUGCUUGGCCUGCAGUGAGUUGCUAAUACUUACAGCCAUGAGUUAUGACCGGUAUGUGGCCAUCUGCAAACCUUUGCAUUAUCCUAUGGUCAUGAACCAGGUAGUCUGCGUCCUCUUGGCCAUUUCAUGCUGGGUAUUGGGAUUCCUGGAAGUCGUGCCUUACGUUGCUUUAUUAUCGAAAUUUUCUUGCUACAAAUCUAACAUCAUCAACCACUUUUUCUGUGACCUUGUGCCACUCAUGAAUCUCUCUUGUAGUGAUACCUCUGUUUUGCAGAUAUUGACUCUCGUAGAAGGGCUUCUACUUCUAAGCCUCUCUCCCUUCCUCCUCACAUUUGUGUCUUAUAUUUAUAUAAUUAACACCAUACUGAGGAUCCGUUCCAGCACUGGAAGACGUAAAGCCUUUUAUACCUGCUCUUCACAUCUCACAGUCGUUAUCCUUCUUUACGUAACUCUUGUCUUCCAGUAUCUGAGACCAACGUCAGCAGAAACACUAGAUGCCAAUAAACUUUUCUCUCUUUUCAACACAGCAGCUGUCCCUUUGCUAAAUCCCCUGAUUUAUAGCUUAAAAAAUAAAGAAGUGAUUUCUGCAUCUAGAAGAAUGAUCAAAUUCUUAUCGAAAUGA
Pelobates fuscus (common spadefoot toad) is the source of this 936-nucleotide messenger RNA. RefSeq names its product olfactory receptor 6C1-like. Gene Ontology annotation, molecular function: olfactory receptor activity; G protein-coupled receptor activity; odorant binding. Gene Ontology annotation, biological process: G protein-coupled receptor signaling pathway. The coding region runs from base 1 to 936 and encodes 311 amino acids. The transcript has a single exon. The record is from RefSeq and is a predicted model, not a curated record. NCBI's taxonomy places the organism in Eukaryota, Metazoa, Chordata, Amphibia, Anura, Pelobatidae. Gene Ontology annotation, cellular component: membrane.